This is a messenger RNA of Acanthaster planci (crown-of-thorns starfish), 4205 nucleotides long. RefSeq lists its product as uncharacterized. The record is from RefSeq and is a predicted model, not a curated record. Gene Ontology annotation, molecular function: cysteine-type endopeptidase activity; protein binding. Gene Ontology annotation, biological process: proteolysis; signal transduction; regulation of apoptotic process. Lineage: Eukaryota; Metazoa; Echinodermata; Asteroidea; Valvatida; Acanthasteridae.
UUUCUGCCUCCCUUUACUCCAUGGAGUUUGUUAUUGACGUAAACCCGAAUCGCGGUGCUGCCUCUGCAGGUCUCUUAAACCGGUCUAAACACUAACGUUACGUAUGUCGUCUGUUGAUUUGUGGGAUUUGGAACAAUUUUGAGGAACACAGAUAAGGAUGACUUUCUGGGAGGAUGAUUCGGUACCUGCUGAACCCAUGGCUUUCCUCCACCUGCUCAAAAACUUGGAUGAUGGGUUAGGGUCUGAAGAUUGUCACAAGCUCAGCUUCAUAAUAACAGAUCUUGGCAUUCCAAAGGCCAAACUGGAAUUAGUAAAACAAGCUACUGACAUUUUUGAUGAGCUUGAAAAGCGAGCAUUGAUUGCAGCCGAUGAUGUCCAUCUUUUGUGGGAACUGAUGGACUUGAUCCAUCGGAAGGACCUUCUAAAAAUUAUUGAUUCUUAUUGCAAAAGGCACUUUGUCAAGCAGUUGCACAGAGACCACACCAUCAGCAAGUACAGGCUGUUACUUCUUGAGGUAGCAGAUAGCACAUCUACUGCAGAGCUGGAAUGCUUUAAGCAAGGAUGCAAAGAUCUCCUGGGAAGGCAGGCAGUCAGCAAAAUUAAGAAUGUCUAUCAGUUGUUCUCACUUCUAGAGGAGCGUGAGACUCUAUCACCUUCCCGUUUGGCAUUUCUGUUUCAGCUUUUAAGUCUGGCUGGAAACCAUAAGAUGAUGCACAAAAUUCAACACUUUGAGAAUCAAGGCAGCCUUCCUGAUGAUGAACUUGUUCAACUGAGUUCACAUUUGGCAUCUGAAUGGCGAAAGCUUGGGUCAUUUCUUGGGCUUGGUCACCACACACUACAAGCCAUAGAUCUAGACCAACAUUCCACAGAGGGCAAAGCCGCAGAAGUACUCUUCAAGUGGCGGCAUACUUUGUCCAACAAAGAGGAUGCAUAUGGAAUUCUGUCAAAGGCACUCAAGAUGUGCGACCGCUUGGAUCUUGCAGAAGUAGUAAAUAAUAUGGCACGAGAGCAUCAGCAAUCUGCACUUUCUCCUGGCAAGGUGGUAUACCAAGAUAUGGGAGGUCAUGGCCCAACACCACACCUUAUGAAACCCAGUGACUUCUGCAAAACUAGUGCACCAUCUUUACCUAUCCAAGCUACCAGGCCAGUCAGCUUUACACAUAUAUCUGAUCAUGGCCUACCAGACACAGUUUUGCGGGAGUUGAGUGAAUACAUCAUAGGGGAAUGGAAGAAAAUCGGCACAUUCUUGAACUUGGAGUAUUCCAUUAUACUUGGAAUAGAUCAGAACCAUUGUAGCUCAGAAGAUAAAGCUUACCACAUGCUAAUGACAUGGCGUUCACGUCUCAGUGAAGGGACCGAUGCUGUUACAACACUUGCUGCAGUACUAAAGACUGUUGGGCGAGUGGACUUAUCAGAACGACUCAAAGUACAUAUGGCUCAGCCACUUCAAUCCAUGAAUGUCCAGUUUACACAACAGCCGGAGGUAAUAGAUUGGCCAGCACAUUACACAAGAGAUUCACAGCAGCAGCAAUCACAGGCUGAUGCAACACCUGAAGCAUUAGGUUCCGAAAAUGUUGCAGAGCAAAUGGAAGGGAUGGAAAUCUGUCAAUCGCAUGGAGAGCAGGAAAAGCCACAUACACCACAAGAGCAACAGACAUAUGGAGGGAUUACUAUGAGCAAGAAAGAACAUGUAAUUGGACAGGAAUCGUUACCUGAAUACAGGAUGACCCGCAACCCGAGGGGACUGUGUAUGAUUAUCAACAAUAUCAACUUUGUUGGAAACAGAUUUAGAGUCCGUACAGGCAGUGGAAAAGACACAGGUAAACUGAACAAUCUGUUCAACAAACUUCAUUUUAAGGUGGAAGUGAAGGAGGAUCUUUCAGCUCGUGACAUGUUGGAUUGGUUCAAGAGGGUCAGUCAACUUGACCAUAGUCAGUUUGAUUGCUUUGCAUGCUGUAUCCUGACGCAUGGAGCAAUGGGCAAAGUCUACGGUACUGACUGUAAUGAAAUUGAGAUACACCAGAUAAUGGCACUUUUCACAGCUGUUUCAUGUCAGAGUCUUGCUGGCAAGCCAAAAAUGUUUUUCAUACAGGCCUGCCAAGGUCAUGUCCAACAGGUACCAGCAAAAGUGCAAGAUACUGAAACUGAUGAACCUCCGUGUGGAAUAGGCGCUGACAUCAAAACGUUACCAAAUGAGGCUGACUUCCUACUGAGUUAUGCUACUGUUCCAGGAUAUGUGUCAUAUCGAAGUAAAAGCCAAGGCUCUUGGUUUGUCAAUGCUUUGGUCGAUCAGAUAACCAAACACCACAACACUUCAGAUUUGAUGUCCAUCUUGACCACAGUAAACAGUCAUCUUAGUGAUGCUGAUGCAAAAUUUAAAGAGGAAGGUGAAAUAUUUGUAAGGAAACAGGUGCCAGCACCAAGCUAUACAUUAAGGAAGAAAGUUUUUCUGCGUAGUUUGGUUGAGUAAAUCCACUCAAAAUUCUCCAAGGUCACAAACCAAGGCCUGGUAAAGUAUAGCGCUCUCCUACAUAUGUCUAUAGCAAGCAAGUUUACGGUACUUGGGUGCCAGUAGUACUACGUUAAUACGCUAUUUACAUGUAUAGGUCUUGUAUCACGUGAUUAUCACUUUAUUGCGUGCUUAGCUAUGGAAGCAAGGUACGGACCUGAAAGGCCCAAACUGUCAUGUGUACCUUUUUAUAUUUUACACUCCAGAGUUCCAAAUAUUGGCUAAAAUAUAAAAGGUUAGAUUCAUCAGAUAAGAAACUAGGAAUGGUUGGUGAUCCAUAAAUUCAUUUCUAAAAAUAUGCAACCAGUGCAGAUGAACAUUGUUAACAUUUAUUUCACAAUCGUACAUGUACAUAACAAACCUGAAGCCAGUCGCUCUGAAAUGGGGUAUUGUUUGUGGUCCAUGCGUCUUGCCUUGCAAUUUAGCUAUAGGAUCAACAUUGCAUUAUUGUGAUUGGCUGAAGUGGCGUUAUCUCAUCAAAUUACUUCAGCUGUGGAGAAUCAAAGUUACAAAUUUCAAACAACAUUCAGUGAUAUAUUUUAAGAGUAUACUGUGAUGACAUCAUCACUUUGGUGACAAGAAUGCAUGUGCUCAGUUCUUGUAGGAAAAAUUUCUUUUGUGGCUUGGUGCAAAAGCUACUAUCAAUAUUGUAGGUUGACAGGACAGUUGAAAGGUUAUGUAAUUGUGCAAGAAAAUAGGAAACUUGACCAAUUUUAGUUCUUUAUAUAGCAUAAAGUGCAAAAGUAAUGUUUUCAUUAUUACAUGUUCUCAUGCUAGAAGUAAAAUGGGUGUAACUUUUUUAUACUAAUAGUGAUUUUUACUAUUGUUGACGGAAAAUGCUCUGAAAAAUAUGCAGAGUCAUUACGUCGACCUCCCAGACAUAGAAUAGCUCUGUUGAAGAGAUUUUCAUUCAUGAAGUUAAUGUAGGGGACCGUGCCUUAGCAAGGGCGACUUCACUGUUUUAAUUCUAACUCAUGAAUAUAUGCAUAUUGUGUAUAGCUGAUAUACAUUAUAUCUAGGUUAUUUGCAUGUUUGUGUGUCAAGUAAUUGUUGCUUGAUGACCUUGUGCAUCCCACGAGCAAGGACUGACAGUAUUUGGUAGACAUCCACCAGGAAAAUAAGUCCAAAGAUUAUUUUAGACUGACUGAACUGACUGAAUUUAUCGAAAUUAUUGUAAUGUACAAUAAUUACCCCUUGUAUUAUGUGAUAUUUUGGUGAUGCGUUAAUUGAAGCUUACGUUACUUGUACUAUAAUUUACUUGGUAAGUAAGUCUUCAUGUAUGAAUACAAACAAGAGAGUGUAAGAGACCGUCAAAGACUUUCACUGGGCUGGCCAUGGAAUUCCAGUUUUAGAGAGAUGCGGAGAGCAUGGGUAUAUUUUGAUGUUAGUAGCACCCAUUUCUAUGUCUGUGUAGGCAUAAUCCUAUGGCGAAUUUGUAGUAGUCUACAUGGAAACCCCUGUGAGUACUUCUUGAUUUUGUUUGUGAUAUUGAUGUAUUAUGAUAUGUAUGGACAUUGCCAUUCACUUUGAUGCAUUUUAUGUAAGCAACGAUACACAUGUAUGCUAUAGUGUGCAAAUAUACAGUAUGUAUAUAGAUGCAGUUGGCUCAUUGGGAGCUCUCAUUAUUUCGUUAUUUCAGGCAAUGGGGGUGUUUGUGACUGUUGCUGGUCAUGAAUAAAUCAAGGCUACAAAUAUC